Zerene cesonia (dogface butterfly) is the source of this 4779-nucleotide messenger RNA. It is a transcript of the gene Fs(2)Ket, whose product is annotated as importin subunit beta-1. NCBI's taxonomy places the organism in Eukaryota, Metazoa, Arthropoda, Insecta, Lepidoptera, Pieridae. The coding region runs from base 114 to 2771 and encodes 885 amino acids. Gene Ontology annotation, cellular component: cytoplasm; nucleus. Gene Ontology annotation, molecular function: nuclear import signal receptor activity; small GTPase binding. The record is from RefSeq and is a predicted model, not a curated record. Gene Ontology annotation, biological process: protein import into nucleus. The transcript has 10 exons.
GUUACUUUUGUGAACUGAAAGAGUUCGUUCGUCGUGUGCCGGUUAAAAUUUUUUUCAUCUUUCGUUAGAUUUAUCUAGUAGUUAUAAGUUGAUUUAGAUAACAGUGAUACAAAAUGCAUACGGGAUCGACGAUAUCGCUUAUUCAAGUAUUAGAAAAGACUAUAUCUCCUGAUCGAAAUGAAUUGGAAGCUGCUGAGAAAUACCUCGAACAUGCAGCUGUCACGAAUUUCACAACUUUCAUCAAAAUGCUAUCUGAUGUCCUGGUGCAAGGUGGAAAUAGUCAGGUGGCGCGAAUGGCUGCGGGGUUACAGCUAAAGAACCACCUCACUUCAAAGGACCCUACAUUCAAACAACAGUAUCAAGAAAGAUGGUUAGCCUUACCAGAAGAUGUUAGGCUAUACAUAAAGAAAAAUAUCUUAGCUGCAAUAGGUACAGAAAAUAGUAGGCCUAGUUCUGCUGCACAGUGUGUGGCAUAUGUCGCAGUUGCAGAACUUCCAGUGGGACAGUGGAAUGAUCUCAUACCUAUUCUUGUAGAAAAUGUAGUAAAUGCUCAAUCAACUGAACUUAAAAAGGAAGCUACAUUAGAAGCUAUUGGUUAUAUAUGCCAGGAAAUAGAUGCUGAGGUUUUAACUGAACAAAGUAAUCCUAUUUUAACUGCCAUUAUCCAUGGUAUGAGGUCAACUGAGCCCAGUAAUCAUGUCCGCCUUGCUGCAACACAAGCUCUUCUCAACUCUUUAGAAUUUACUAAAGCAAAUUUUGAUAAAGAGAAUGAACGUAACUUUAUCAUGGAGGUUGUUUGUGAAGCAACUCAAUCACCAGAUAUGAGAAUAAAUGUUGCAGCUCUUCAAUGCUUAGUAAAGAUAUUAUCUUUGUAUUAUCAAUAUAUGGAACCAUAUAUGGGUCAAGCUCUAUUUCCGAUUACAUUAGAAGCCAUGAAAUCAGAUACAGAUGAAAUAUCAUUGCAAGGUAUUGAGUUUUGGUCGAACGUAAGUGAUGAAGAAAUUGAUUUGGCUAUUGAAGAAGCAGAAGCUGCUGAAGUGGGUCGACCACCAGCUAGAACAUCAAGGUUUUAUGCAAGAGGAGCUCUGCAAUAUAUUGCACCAGUCCUCAUGCAAAAACUCACCAAGCAAGAUGAUUCUGAAGAUGAACUGGAGUGGAAUCCAUCCAAAGCUGCAUCUGUUUGUUUGAUGCUCCUUUCAAAUUGCUGUGAAGACGAAAUUGUCCCACAUGUUUUACCUUUCAUCAAUGCCAACAUCAAAAAUGAAAAUUGGCGAUACAGAGAAGCCGCACUAAUGGCUUUUGGUUCCAUUUUGGGAGGACUUGAAGCAAAUACUCUGAAACCCCUAGUAGAAAAUGCUAUGUCUACUUUAAUUGAAGCCAUGUAUGACACUAGUGUGGCAGUUAGAGAUACUGCUGCCUGGACAUUUGGAAGGAUUUGUGAAAUUGUUCCUGAAGCUGCUAUCAAUGAAACAUAUCUCAAACCCUUGCUUGAAAGUCUUGUCAAUGGUCUCAAAGCAGAACCAAGAGUUGCUGCUAAUGUUUGUUGGGCAUUCACAGGAUUAGCUGAAGCAGCUUAUGAUGCGGCCGAUUGUGGAGAUGAUAGCAAACCAAAAACAUACUGCAUGUCAACAUAUUUCGAUUUUAUUAUCCAGCGACUACUUGAGACUACUGACCGUCAAGAUGCGGCGCAACAUAGCUUACGAUCAGCUGCAUAUGAAGCUCUCAUGGAAAUGGUUAAAAAUUCACCUACUGAUUGUUAUGUUACCGUCCAAAAAACAACUAUGGUCAUUUUGGAGCGACUGCAACAAGUCUUACAAAUGGAGAACCACAUAUCUAGUCAGGCAGAUCGUUCUCAGUUCAAUGAUCUUCAGAGUCUCUUAUGUGCGACCUUACAAUCAGUCCUCCGUAAAAUGACACCAGAAGAUGCACCACAAAUAUCGGACGCUAUAAUGACUGCUCUCUUAACAAUGUUUGCUGGAAAUGCAGGUAAAGCUGGUGGCGUUCAAGAAGACGCCCUGAUGGCGGUGUCGACGCUGGUAGAAGUUUUAGGUGAAGGGUUCCUCAAGUAUAUGAAUGCAUUUAAACAAUAUCUGUAUGUUGGUUUAAAGAAUCACCAAGAAUAUCAAGUAUGCAUAGCAGCUGUUGGGCUAACUGGCGACAUUUGUCGUGCACUAAAGAGCAAGGUGCUUCCAUAUUGUGAUGAAAUUAUUUGUUUGUUGUUGCAAAAUUUGAGUGAUCCCACCAUCCAUCGCUCAGUGAAGCCACAAAUUUUGUCUGUAUUUGGUGAUAUUGCUUUGAGUAUUGGACCUGACUUCAAGAAAUAUUUUGAUGUUGUAAUGCAAAUGCUGCUGCAGGCCAGCACCAUUCAAGUAGAUCGCAAUGAUUAUGACAUGGUUGAAUAUCUUGGAGAACUCCGAGAAAGUAUCCUGGAAGCUUACACAGGAAUCAUUCAGGGAUUGAAGGGUGUAGACGGAGAGGUGCGAUCGGACGUGGCGCUGGUGGAGCCGCACGUGCCCGCGAUCGUGAGCUUCAUGGUGCAAGUGGCGUCGGAGCCGGAGCGCACCGACGGGCACAUGUCGGUGAUCGCGGGGCUCACGGGCGACCUGUGCACGGUGUUCGGCGGCCGCGUGAUCCCGCUGCUCGAGACCAAGCCGCUGCUGGACCUGCUGCAGGCGGCGCGCAAGUCGCGCACGCAGCGCACCAAGACGCUCGCCAACUGGGCCGCCAAGGAGAUCCGCAAGCUCAAGCAGCAGGCGCCGCUCGUGAGCUGAUUUGAAACAUCGAGGAGCAAUAGUGAUGUAACCAAGUUACAAACAAGCUACCCCAGGAUAAAAAUAUAAUUAUUAAUUGGGAGGUCAUAUCAUGUCAUUUAUUGUAAGUCGAUAGGUGCAUUCAUAAUUUGUUAAUUUAUUUUGGUCUUACUGCUGACAUGAUAUUUAUUGAUACUUCAUUUCUUAUACCAUUUUUUUUCUCCGUUAUUAUUAUUUAUUUCGUUAAACUUUGUAAAAACUGUAUUAUUACAAACUUUUCCUUGUUUUUUUUCCUUUUUUUUUUGUAGGCAUGUAUGAUUGGUAAUUCAGACAAAGCUAAUGCACCUAGCGCUGUAUUCUUGAUAUAAUUAUUAUAUAUGCCUCACCAUAAUCUUUCCAUAUUAAUCUACAAUAUGUAAAAUGAAUAUCAAAGCAUUUUCCUAUUUGGUAUUAUAGAUACAGACAGUGGCUGUGGUAUCUUUACUUAUGUGACACGAAAGUGAGAUUGUAUGAAAGUCGACGUAUGUUAUUAUAGGCAUGCACACGUGCAAGGGAUUGUGAAUUUUAUAAAUUAUUUUAAUUUUUUGUAAGGAGAACAAAAGGAGAUGUAUGAUCGGUAGUAUACGUGGUGAUGUAUGUAAAUGAAUAUCAAAGAUAUUUUGUAAACAUGGGCGCGAAUUAACUAAACAAUGGUUGGUGUUGAUCCCCUUAACGCGGUAGAGGUCUAAGGACGCCAUAUUGGUGCUAACUGCUUUUUAUUCGUCACGAUUGAAAAUCCAGACAAAUUUAAUAUUUUAAUGAUUUCUAUUGAAACUGGAACAUUUUUCUAUAUUUUAUAAACAAACUCAAAAUUGUAGACAAGGUGCAAUUAGUACUAUUUGUUACCUUAAUGGUAAAUAAACAUUUAAAAAUAAAUUAGUAUAUAGAAAUUUACUUUACGAUUUAUAAUGGAAACAUUUUUCAAUCAUUAGUUGCGUUUCGAUUUUCCUUUGUGGUGAAUAAAAAGAUGCAUUGCCUUCGGAUCUCAAGGUUACAUUCUUGUACAUAUGUAAUUAAAGGCUCUUUUCCAUUUACUUUAAUUAUAGUAAAAUGCAGUUCCAUCCGUUGUUAAAAUAUGAAACGCGAUAAGCAGUUGUACCCUUUGUGCGUAAAUUAUGAUAAUUUGGAAUCUCAGAUUGCUGGCAAUUUUAUCCAAUUAUCAAACACAAGUAUCAAUAAACUGCUUUUUUAUUUGACGGUAAAGUAAAAUGUAAAAUUAUUAAUGAAUAAGGACUAUAUUGUCUUUUUACAACUGCCAGCACAAUAAUAUUUAUUACAUGUUCUCUAGAAGGACAGUGCCUUUUUGUGUAUAAUGUUUUAUCGGAUUUACAACUAUUUUAUCGGCGUCAAUGUAAAACAUUACGCGCUAGUUUCCUACAAUAGUAAAACACAAUGAACGAUGUUUAAAUUGGCAAUAACUUAUAAUUUCGAAAGUCUAAAAGAGCUUUAUUAAUUUAAACAUUAUGUGACAAUUUAAUAAAUGUAUUUCUAGAGUGUCUGCUAGUCUGUGAGCAUCACUGAUAGGGAUGGUGAUUGCGCGAUUUAUGCAAGAAAUGUGUGAUGUCACUAAAAGGCAUUUGGCAACACCGGUCUGGGGUGUUUCUUCAGAGUUGCCUUGUGUUACCGUUUUGGUUGUUUCUAAGUUUAACAUUUUAUACAGUGUUAACCAGUCCGAUGUUGUUAUGAUGUCCAAAUUGUGUUACGACUGUUUUGAAUAUAGAUGUACAUAUUUGAUCUGUAAUUUUUUUACGAUUCUUCAGUGUCAUAUGUGUACUUAUAUUGAGGAUGAUAGGAGUAUGUAUGAGGACUAGUGCCAUGCCAUGAAAGGUUCUUAAUUAGAAUCAUAGGCAUUCGAGUCUUUAAAUACCACCCACUUUUCUAACGCGAAUUAAAUACUGAAAUUAUUUUGUUACAUCUUUUAUUUCUCUUAUUGUUUGCAACUAUUAUCCUGUAAAAUGUUCUACUCUAAUUAAAUCAAUUUUAAAGUUAA